AUGCGCAGUAGACCCCUCCUCCAGCACCAACUAUCACAAGCCUGGAGACUAGCACAACGAAAGUCGCCAGUAAUCGUCUUCCCGCAACGUUCGAGAUGGUAUUCUCAGCAAGCGUCCAAAGCGCAAACGGGCGCUGGCACGACUACACCGGUUCCCGAUAACGCUGAGCCACCCAAGUCCAAGUUGCCUUUCUACUUCGAGGCUGGAUAUGCGCUCUUCGCAAAGAGGCCUUCGCGGCCGUUUCCUCCGCCUUUCCUGUCGCUGCCUUCGACGAGUUUCUCUGAGCCCCUGAGUACGCACAACAAGAGUCGCGAUCGCCGACCGACAGUCAAUGGGCAGAUGAUAAGAGGCGUCACAAACGGGGACGAUGCGGUGCUAGUCAGUGAGAGCUUCAUUGCAGCAAACGACGGCGUGGGCGCAUGGGCAACAAGAGAAAAGGGUCAUGCUGCUCUAUGGUCCCGCCUAAUCGCCCAUUUCUGGUCCCUCGAAAUCGAGAGCGCAUCCUACUCCUCCACCUCACCUCCAAACCCCGUCACAUACCUCCAGACCGCAUACGAACUCACAAAGCAAGCGACCUCCUCGCCCAACGAAUGGCACGGCACGACCACCGCCUGCGGAGCACUCCUCGGUGCGGAUAACGAGCAACCCGACCACCCCUUACUCUACGUAACGCAACUAGGCGAUUCCCAGAUCCUCGUCAUACGACCGAGUAGCAAGGAGGUCAUAUACAAAACGCAGGAGCAGUGGCACUGGUUCGAUUGUCCACGGCAGUUAGGGACUAAUAGUCCAGACACUCCGGACAACAACGCAGCCAUGGAUUGUGUAGAAAUCCAGGAAGAAGAUGUCGUCCUAGCAAUGUCGGAUGGCGUAGUAGAUAACCUGUGGGAACAUGAAAUCGUAGAGAACAUCUGCGAGAGCAUGGAGAAGUGGAACGGAGACAAGGAGAAAGACACAGAAGACCAGACUUAUGCUGAUGGCAUGCAAUUCGUAGCGCAGCAGCUGGUUAAUGCUGCGAGAGAGAUUGCUCAAGAUCCGUUUGCCGAGAGUCCGUAUAUGGAGAAGGCGAUUGAUGAGGGCUUGUCUAUUGAAGGAGGAAAGCUUGACGACAUUAGUGUCGUGGCUGCACAGUGCAAACGGCGCAAAGGAUGA
This is a messenger RNA of Alternaria hordeiaustralica, 1149 nucleotides long. RefSeq lists its product as uncharacterized. The record is from RefSeq and is a predicted model, not a curated record. NCBI's taxonomy places the organism in Eukaryota, Fungi, Ascomycota, Dothideomycetes, Pleosporales, Pleosporaceae. The coding region runs from base 1 to 1149 and encodes 382 amino acids. The transcript has 3 exons.